Malassezia globosa CBS 7966 is the source of this 540-nucleotide messenger RNA. RefSeq lists its product as uncharacterized. Bases 1 to 540 code for a protein of 179 amino acids. The record is from RefSeq and is a predicted model, not a curated record. The transcript has a single exon. NCBI's taxonomy places the organism in Eukaryota, Fungi, Basidiomycota, Malasseziomycetes, Malasseziales, Malasseziaceae.
AUGGGAAGGCAGUUCCUGCAAGGACAAGGUGGCGCUCAAUCACAACAAGGCGCUCAGGGUGUCCAAGACUUUGGCUUCCACCCUGAUCAUGCCGCCAGCCACGCCUCGAGUCACGACGUCAAGAAUGGUGAUGCUUCGGGUUCGAACACGAGCAUUUUCUCUCAGGUUACCAGCAUGCUGCACGGAAAGCACCAACAGGGCGAGAUCAAGGAUGAUCUUGAUCACAACCAGCUGCUGAGCACAUUCAAGAAGGUGCAACAGGGCCAGAAAGCAUCGUCGCAGGAGGUGGGACAAGCUUCGGCUGUCAAUGCUGUCAAGCAAUUCUUCGGCAACAAUGAACACAAAGAGCAGGGCGGUAUCAAUGCUCUCGUGGGUAAGGCUAUGUCGAUCGCUGGUCAACAUGCUAGCGGCUCUGACAAGCACGACGCCAUGAACCAUGCCAGUGAGACUAUCAUGAAGAUGGCUAUGAAACACAAAAUGCACAACAUGCUUGGUGGCUACAACGAAGGUGUCUCGGAACUUAUGGACUUCUAUACAUAA